UGCUUCAGACGCGGAGCGGAAGUAGCAUACCGUACAUAGGAAUAGAAGAAGAAUCGCCCGGGAGUUUUGCCGCUUUGCCGUCAUUUUUCUUGUUUUGCUCAAUCGAGCUGCACGUCUGCCGAGCACGUCUGAGGUUUUGGUUUCGAAUCCCGGCUCCGGAUGCGGAGUUGCAAUCCGCUGCUUGCCGAACGUCACGUGACCAACCGGGAAAACGGGAUCGCUGACAUCCUGUGUUCGCCAACGUUGACGCGUCACCUGGCGGUCCCGCUGUGUACUGCGGCCAUGGAGUCCACAGCGAGCCGAUUCGCUCACUUGCAGCAGCCCAUCCGGGAGCUCUCCAAGAACUGGGACAUCGACUUGGCGGCCGAGCUCAACGACUACCUGGAGGAGCUGGACGAGCUGUGCCUGACGUUCGACGAAGGCAAAACCAAACUGAACUUUGCCGAGGCGGCGUUGCUCAUCCAAGGUUCUGCUUGCAUAUACAGCAAGAAGGUGGAGAUGCUGCACAACCUGGUCUACCAAACGCUGGACUACAUACGAGACCGCAACAAGAAGCAAAGCAAACAAGCGGCGCCGGGCGACAACGCGGGCAGAGCGGCGGCGCACCCUGACGACGACGACGAUUCGUUUUGCGAAGUGGACAUAGAAACAGCCGAGUGGGUGGACAGGCCCGAAUCCAACGUGCUGGUGGACGUGGCCCCCCUCCCUCCAGUCUCUCUGAUUCCUCCUGAAAGUCGAGACAAGAACAAGUUUCUUCUCAUCAGUGCCAAAGGUGACGUGGUGUGCAGCCAAAAAGACUUUCGCAUGAAUAUUUUCCUGCCGGGACAUCAGGACUUCAUCCUCCUCACGCCGCCCUCCAUCACCGGCACGCCUUUCCGGCACACCGGCCAUGUUGCCGGCGCGACUGGCGGUUACGACAUCACGGCGCGCGGCCACGAGCAGAGCUUCCUUCCUGCGGACAGCGCCGUGGAAGCGGACCAGGAAGUCGACGAGCACAUCGAGAGGCAGCAGGCUCCGAGCCACGGCCGCCAGAGUCGACAACUGCGGCAGAUCGUCCCUGAGGAGGGGGCGCCCCCCGCUCAGGACGUGUGGGCGCUUCACGACCAGUACGCCACAGCGGAGGACGACGACAAACCUUUUGAGUCAGGAAAGCCCUACAAGGUUCCCGGCGGUCUGGACGACAACGGCAAGAGGAAGCGGGCGGCCGCGCGGCCCCAGCGGGAGGACUUCAGGACCUGGUUCAAAGAAACAUAUGAUCCUGCUGAACGCAAGCUCAGAAAAGGACCCGUCUGCGUCGACCUCAACUACAUUUAUCGGAGUAGCCUCAAAAGCAAGCUGGGAAACCUGAAGAGAAUGAACAACAAACAAUUUGGAGUUCACAAAGAGGUUUCGGACGAAGACUUGGUGAGGAGCCUUCUGGAGCCAGAGGAACAGGAAAGGCCCCGGGAGCGGACGGACGGACUCGGGGAGCGUGACCGUCUGGGUAAUACGCGCACAUACACACAAAUGCACACACGGAUUAAGCGCGCGUGUGUGGAUGCAGAUGACGGCAACCGGGAGCAGGAAACGUUCGAGGCGGGAGAUGGCGGCACGUCUCCGGAAGCCGAGCAUCUGAGUUACGAGGACCUGGUGAAGCUGCACGUGGAGGAGAUGGUGCAGAGGUGCCGCGAAUAUACGCAGGAGAUGGCGUUGUCUCGCCGCGUGCAAGAGUGGGAGGACCGCAUCCGCCCAAAGCUUCUCGUGGAGGAGCGGCGCCCGCCGUUCGACAUCAGCGAGUACGGCGACAAGAUCGUGUCUGCGUUGGUCGCCGUGGGCCGGCGCCGUGACUUUGCGUCCGUGGUGCGCGGCGAGGACAACGUUGAAGUCUGCAAGUUGCUGCUGGCGUCUUUGCAGCUGGCCAACGACGGCACGGUGGCCAUCGACAGCGCGCCGGGUCUGGAGGAGAGCGUGGACUCGAUGGGCUUGACGCUCCUCAGCAGGGUCCGAGCUGCCGACAGGUUCAAAAACCUCCCUGCUCUUCCUUCGCCUGAUGAUGAGGAUUAGAAGUUAAGGAUAUUGAUUAAAAGUUCAUGCUGUUGAUGAUUAAAAUGAAUGCCUGAAGUCCUGCCUAAAUGUAUUUUGCACCGGCGUGGAACACGAACUGCUACGUGAACACUUUCAUCCGUUCUGCCGCGUGGUUGCCAAGUCUACAAAAUAGAAAAGACAUUGACGAGUUCGUUCGGUUGUGGUUAUGAUGUCACGAGGUAUUGCCUUGACUCCUUUUGUAUAUGUUUAUAUACUAGUGGUAUGAACGGAUUCAAUGGGUUCACUUGACAAAACGAAUCAUCAUUUUCACAUCUGAAUGGGAAAAAAAAAAAAAAGUACUCAUUUCAUUUUGACAAGCGCUGCCAGGCUUUUGUUUGCUUCUGCCGCCGUUUUGACUUCACAUGCGCCACCGUUCACGGAGUCGUAUUCUCCCCCGAGACUCUAAUCUGCGCGGAACGAGACGUCCUAUUGCCGCGCGGAUGUUCAUGGAAGACUGCGACGGUGGCGGAUGAAUUGGAGAAAGUUACGCAAGAUUAAUUCGACACAUCGUGAUUGAUGACAACUAGCCAGCUAAUGCUAACUAGCGGCUAAGAUAACCUAGUAAAAGCUGAAAGCAGAUGUCCGUAGCUAACAUGGAUUUCCUCAUUUUACGGCACCGUGUCCGGCGCAAAACAGACCACGGCCACGAUGCAGCGAGGGAUCCUGCUUCAAGUCAGCCAUUUUCAACUAAAAAGAACCAUUUUGCAAAAAGGGGCAUCAGCUGUCUUCUCUGGUGUUGUGACCAAAUCUGCGCGCACAAAAAAAGAACUGCAGGGAGCCACAGAUAGUUUUCAAAGUCAAAUUAGAUUUUUCAUUUGUUGGACAAUUGACGUCUUUAUUUUGGAAUAGUACAAGGAGUAACACGUCAAUUGUGAUUCGCUCGUCAUUCUUGUCAAUGUGGACAGCGAACGCGAUAGCGAAUUUACACGGCGAGUCCGAGCCAAAUUUCACCCAUAAAAUAUGUACACCUACACCUGAUGCUUAUUGCACAUUAUCUUCUUAAUGAACCGAUUCUGAACACAUUUAUAAUUUUUCUGAAAUAUGGUACCUUUCCAUAAAAUUCCCAUGAAAAGUUUCCAUUUCCAAAAUUCCUCAUCUUAACUCAAGAUGGAAAGUUACCGCAGCUGUUCCACCUUUGGUCACACCGACAUCACGAGCGCUGCAGUUCGUCGUGUUCGCCCAUGUGCCGGCGCACGCUGCGCACGAUGUGCUCCUUGUCCUUGAGGCGGUUGUAGUAGUCCACGAAGAGUCCUUGCGGGCUGACGAGGUAGAUGAGGACGGAGUGGUCCACCAGGUAGUCGCCGUCCUCAUCCGGGGGGCCGCGGCUGGCGUACACGCGGUAGUCGCGGCCCGCCUCCUUCACCUCCUCCGCCGUGCCGGUCAGGCCCACCUGCGCUCGCAAACGGGGAAGGUCGAGUUCAUUUACAGAGAUCACUUCAGACGGACAAUUUGGGGAAUAUUCCAAGUUCAAAUUUAGCGGGGAACUUCAGGGAUAGCCUUCGUGUUCACGCGUUUAUGUGAGGGCAUUAUUUUAUAUUUUUUACAAACUCAAAAUUUUGGCCGGCAACACAAAACAGAACAUAAAUUAACAUACAGAAAAAUGGAAUGCUCUUGCACUAGAUGGCAGAAGUUACAUAAUGAACCCUUGUAAUCGCUUAUUGUGCCAUUUUUGUUUGGUGGUGGGCUGUCUAUGAGAUUUGUUUUUGCAUGUAAAAUGCGGUUUGGCUCAAUAAAGGUUGGUAAAUGCACAAA
Phycodurus eques (leafy seadragon) is the source of this 3816-nucleotide messenger RNA. RefSeq names its product non-SMC condensin II complex, subunit H2 (gene ncaph2). The record is from RefSeq and is a predicted model, not a curated record. Gene Ontology annotation, cellular component: nucleus; condensin complex. The coding region runs from base 160 to 2043 and encodes 627 amino acids. Lineage: Eukaryota; Metazoa; Chordata; Actinopteri; Syngnathiformes; Syngnathidae. Gene Ontology annotation, biological process: meiotic chromosome condensation; mitotic sister chromatid separation. Gene Ontology annotation, molecular function: chromatin binding. The transcript is spliced from 19 exons.